GUCAAGGCUACGUUAUAUGCCAUGAAAGCCGUUUGCAGUUGGACUAAAUGGCCAUGAAGAGCAAAUAUGCGAAUGUAUCUAUUGAAGAAAACCUUUCAUGGUCGGAGUUUGUUUUCAAAAACGUCGAGGAAUAUGGAAACACCACAGCGAUUGUAAGUUUGUAAAGCUUAAUAUGUAUUCAUAAACUGUAAACCUGAAAAUAUUGCAACAGUUCCGCUUCAUGAGUUGACGGAAGCUGCUAAGUUCGUUGUGCUUUACAUUAAAACCACACGAAUGAGCCAAAGUGCGAUAUAUCUUUAGUCAGCUUUGAUAUUUAAAGUGGUAUUUUCGAGUUUGGAGCUGUGGAAGUUGAAUGAGUGAACAUAGCAGACAUAAGGCCUAAUCCGAUACAUCAAACUGGUAUCCCGUGCAACUUCCAGAACUUCAAUUUGGUUCAGGGUAACCUACUACCUAUAUAUAUCUCGCCAUGUUUUUGUAGUUUAUACGUUAUAUCUUGGUUACUAACACAUAGUUGGAAGACCGAACUGGGCAUUGUAAUAAGUUGAAGAACAAUAGCCCCGCCAGAUCGGGUUAAGGAAACAAACUAAGAUUGCAUGCAAUCAGUGUUUCCUUUGUCAUGCUCAAGCAACUGGAACGGAGAUGCCAAUAUUGUAAUUAGCACAGUUCUCGUUAGAAUUGAUUAUCAAUGGAUAAGGUCGGCGCUUAAGAAACCAGUAACGCUUUCCAUUUGUAUGGAAAACCCGUUAAUUGCGGGGAUAAUUCAAUUGGAACGGUUCAUCCCAGUGGACAUUUUCCACAAAAAAGUAAUACCCUUUGAGGUAUUACCUUUUUCCCGUUUUUACCGAGAGGAUGGAAAUUCUUUAUACCUUUUGUUUGAUUAACCAGUGCCAGGCUUCCUCUUGAGGCGGAGGGUGAUUUGUUUUAACCCAGGCCCACUCGUUAGCUGGUGUUUUGCAAAUGAUACAAUUCUAACCCAUUCCCCUUUUCGGAAACUUUUUCAAAUCCGGUGCCAUUUGUCAGAAAUUUUUUACUGAAAUUUGCUAACAAAUGGUAAGCGCUCCAUUUGUUCGUGAAAAAUAAUGCUGGCUUAUAUUAAAGGUAUGGAUUGAAUUUUGUCUGCCAAAGUUUUGAAUACAUUCGACUCUUUCUUAACGGACACCUUUAAGACGUGACUGACACCAUGUAUUCCAUUUAUUUGACCCUCUAUAUGACGGACAUUACUCUUAGACAGAGACUUGAGGCAGGUCCCAAAGGUGUCCCUCCAAGAGGGAAUUUACUGUAUGAGUAAAAGGGAAAACUGUUUAAUUGUAGAGGACAGAUCCACUCAUGUUUUUCAUAGAAUCACUUCAAUGCCUUUGUCAUGUUCAUGUUCAUAUCUUUGUUCUUUGUCGUAUUGUUCAUAGUGGAUAAUGUGUAUAAAGGGUUUCGUUUAUCGUUUGUCUCUCGAUUGUCACUUUUAAAAUGUCUUUGUUUGGAAAAUACAGUAAAUUCUCUCUUAGACGGACACCUUUGGUAGCGGCCAAAGGCGUCCGUCUAAGAGUAAUGUCCGUCUUAUAGAGGGUCAGAUAAAUGGAGUACAGAAAGGUAGGGUCCAAGUCUAGGUGUUUAUUUUACCGAAGUGUCAGUUAUGUAGAGGUGUCCGGUAAGAGAAGGUCGAAUGUAAUCGUAGUCUAUAAAUCUAUUAGCUGAUGAUAAUGUGGUUGUAUUUUUUGUUCUUCAAAGGUGUGCGGAUCCACAAAAAUCUCCUACACUUUUUCUCAAGUAAGAGAUCUAAGUAGGAAGUUUGGUUCGGCUCUAAGCAAUAGAGGGAUAAUCAAAGGUGAUGUGGUGGCGAUCUUGGCUCCGAAUGUUCCCGAGUUUGCCAUUAUAUUCCUUGGUGUGCUUCAAAUUGGUGGAGUUGUGACAGGUGUCAAUCCACAUUUCACGUGUCAAGAAUUGACCAAUCAGCUUAAGGAGUCCAAUGCAAGGUGCAUUGUUGCUAGUCACCAGUUGGCACACCGAGCCAAGGAGUCAUCACGUGUUCUGAAAAUAGAUCACGUGUUUAUUAUCGGCGAUGAUGAUGAAUGUGAGUUGGUCUCAAACCUUCUCAAAGAAGAUGACUCUCACUUGCCACUUGUGACUUUCAACCCGAGAGAAGACUUAGCCAUUCUUCCGUUUUCCAUUGGUAUCAGUGGCCUACCCAAGGCUGUCAUGAUAACUCAUUACAAUUUAGUCUCGUUUGGUUCCUUGGUGAGCGCUGAAGAAUUCAUGGAUUUUAGAGAAAAUUCAAGGGUCUUCACAACCGCACCUUUCUACCAAGUCUUUGGUUCAAUAGCUGUGUUGUCUCUUUGCCUGUUCCGUGGAGCCACCCUAAUCUCCGUGCCAAGAUUUGAAUACAGCAAAGUUUUCCAUCUCUUGCAAGACCAUAAGGUGCGAAGUAGUAUUGCAAAUCGAAUGCGUACAUGGGUAGAUGGACUUUCGACUAUACCGCACACUUAUUGCACUAAAGGAUAGCAAUCGUUAUCUGAAAAAAUAAACAGUAUAAGCUGUUCUUGCGACCACUCUCUUAAGCGACAAGCUCAAGGUGCGACCAGAAUUCCAAUGUUUUGAAAAUUGCACAAGUUUAGAAUUCCUAUGUUUGGAAAAAGGCGAAAUUUAGAAUUCCAAUGUUUGGAAAAAGCCAAAAUUUAGAAUUCAAACGUUUGAAAAAGCUAAAAUUUAGAAUUCCAAUGUUUGGAAAAGCUAAAAUUUAGAAUUCCAAUGUUUAAAAAAGCUUAACUUUUAGAAUUCCAAUGUUUGGAAAAAGCCAAAAUUUAGAAUUCCAAUGUUUGGAAAAGCUAAAAUUUAGAAUUCCAAUGUUUGGAAAAGCUAAACUUCAGAAUUCCAAUGUUUGAAGAAAGGGGAAAUUUAGAAUUUCAAUCUUUGAAAAAAGGCGAAAUUUGAAAUUCCAAUGUUUGGGAAAAGCAAAAAUUUAGCAUUCGAAUCGUUCGAAAAAGGCGAAAUUUAUAAUUCCAGUGUUUGGAAAAGGCAAAAUUUGGAAUUCCAAUAAUUGGAAAAAGCCAAAAUUUUGAAUUCGAAUGUGUGGAAAUACCAAAAUGUAGAAUACAGAUGUUUGGGAAUUGCCGACAUUUACAAUUCCAAUGUUUCGAAAAAGCCAAAAUUUAGAAUUCCAAUGUUUGGAAAAAAGAGCAAAUUUAGAUUUUUAAUGUUUGGAAAAAGGCGAAAUUUAGAAGUCCAAUGUUUGGAAAAAGUCCAAACUUAGAAUUCCAAUGUUUGGAAAAAGCCAAAAUUUAGAAUUCCAAUGUUUGGAAAAGGCAAAUUUUGGAAUUCCAGUAAUUGGAAAAAGCCAAAAUUUUGAAUUCAAAUGUGUGGAAACACUAAAAUGUAGAAUACAGAUGUUUGGAAAUUACUAAAAUUUACAAUUCCAAUGUUUCGAAAAAGCCAAAAUUUAGAAUUCCGAUCUUUGGAAAGAGCCAAAAUGUGGAAUUCCAAUCUUUGAAAAACGCCAAAGUGUAAAAUUGCAAAGUUUAAAAAAGGCAAAAUUUGGGAUUCCAAUGUUUGGAAAAAGGAAAAUUUUAGAAUUCCAAUGUUUGGAAAAGUUGAAAUUUAAAAGUCCAAUGCUUGGAAAAAGGCCAAAUUUAGAAUUCCAGUGUUUAGAAAAAGUCAAAAUUUAGAAUUUCAAUGUUUGGAAAAAGCCAAAAGUUAGAAUUUCAAUGUUUGGAAAAGCCAAAGUUUAGAUUUCCAAUGUUUGGAAAAGGUAAAAUUUAAAAUUCCAAUGACUGGAAAAAGCCGAAAUUUAGAAUUCCAAUGUUUGGAAAAGUUAAAUUUUUGAAUUCUAAUGUUUGGAAAAGCCAGAUUUUAGAAUUCCAAUAUUUGGAAAAUUUAACAUUUAGAAUUCCAAUGUUUAGGAAAAGCCAAAAUUUAGAAUACCAAUAUUUGGAAAAGACAAAACUUAGAAUUGGAAUCCUUUUAAAAAGCCAAAAUUUAGAAUUUCAAUGUUUGGAAAAAGCCAAAGGUUAGAAUUUAAAUGUUUGGAAAAGCCAAAAUUUAGAAUUCCAAUGUUUGGAAAAAGGCGAAAUUUAGAAUUCCAAUGUUUGGAAAAAGCCAAAAUUUAGAAUUCUAAUGUGUGGAAAAGCCAAAAUUUAGACUCCCAAUCUUUGGAAAAAGGCAAAAUUUAAAAUUCCAACGUUUGGAAAAAGCCAAAGGUUAGAAUUUCAAUGUUUGGAAAAGCCAAAAUUUAGAAUUCCAAUGUUGGGAAAAAACCAAAAUUUAAAAUUCCAAUGUUUGGAAAAGCCAAAAUUUAUAAUUCCAAUGUUUGCAAAAAGGCGAAAUUUAGAAUUCCAAUGUUUGGAAAAAGCCAAAAUUUAGAAUUCUAAUGUGUGGAAAAGCCAAAAUUUAGAAUUCCAAUCUUUGGAUAAAGACAAAAUUUAAAAUUUCAACUUUUGGAAAAAAUCAAAAAUUUAGAAUUCAAGUCUUUCGAAAAAGGCCAAAUUUAAAAUUCCGGUGUUUACAAAAAUGCGAAAUUUAGAAUACCAAUGUUUGGAAAAAGGAGAAAUUUAGAAUUUAAAUGUUUGGAAUAAGCGAAAAUUUAGAAUUCCAAUGUUUCGAAAUGGCCAAAAUUUGGAAUUCCAAUGUUUAAAAAAGCCAAAAAUUUAGAAUUCCAAUGUAUGGAAAAGGGAAAAUUUAGAAUUGCAAUAAUUGGAAAAAGAAAACAUUUUGAAUUCCAAUGUGUGGAAUUGCCAAAAUGUAGAAUACAGAUGUUUGGAAACUGUCGAAAUUUAAAAUUCCACUGUUUCGAAAAAGCCAAAAUUUAGAAUUCCAAUCUUUGGAAAACGCCAAAAUCAAAAUUGCAAAUUUUGGAAAAGGCAAAAUUUGGGAUUCCUAUGUUUGGAAAAAGCAAAAAUUUAGAUUCGCAAUGUUUGGAAAAGUCAAAAUUUUGAAUUCAGACGUUUGGAAAAGACAAAUUUAAAAUUCCAAUCUUUGGAAAAAGCCUAAAUUUAAAAUUCCAACCUUUGGAAAAAGCCCAAAUUUAGAAUACCAAUGUUUGGAAAAAGUCAAAAUUUGGGAUUCCAAUAGUUGAAAAAACCCAAAAUUCAGAAUUCCUUAUGUUUGGAAAAGCCAAAGUUUAGAAUUUUAAUGUUUGGAAAGGGCAAAAUUUGGGAUUCCAAUGUUUGGACAAAGCAAAAAUGUAGAAUUCCAAAGUUUGGAAUAGCCUAAGUUUAGAAUUCCAAUGUUUGGAAAAGCCAAAGUUUAGAAUUCCAAUGUUUUUAAAUAGCAAAAUUUAGAAUUUUUAAUUAAUGUUUGAAAAAGAUCAAAAUUUAAAAUUCCAAUGUUUGGAAAAGCUAAAAUUUAGAAUUCCAAUGAUUGAAAAGAGCAAAAAUUUAGAAUUCUAAUGUUUGGAAAAAACAAAAUUUAGAAUUCCAGUGGUUGGAAAAAGUGGACAUUUAGGAUUCGAAUGUUCGGAAAAAGCCAAAAUUUAGGAUUCGAGUGUUUGGAAAAGCCAAAGUUUAGAAUUCCAGUGUUUGGAAAAGACAAAAUUUAGAAUUCCAUUGUUUGGAAAAAACCAGAAUUUAGAAUUCCAAUGUGUUGAAAAGCUUAAGUUUAGAAUGGCAAUGUUCAGAAAAGCUAACAUUUACAAUUCAAAUGUUUGGAAAAAGUUAAUAUUUGGAAUUCCAAUGUUUGGAAAAAAGAAAAUUUAGAAUUCCAAUGUUUGGAAAAAGGGGAAAUUUAGAAUUGGAAUGUUUGAAAAAAGGCGAAAUGUAGAAUUUCAAUGUUUGGAAAAGGCCUAAAUUUAGAAUGAAGGCGAAAUUUAGAAUUUCAAUGUUUGGAAAAAGCCAAAAUUUUAAAUUCUGGCUUUUCCAAACUUUGAAAUUCUAAAUUUUGUAAGAAAUUAAGGGUAAACGAGACGAAAUUAAGUGUACACAAGUCAAGGAUUCAUUUAUGAGUACUGAGUCACAUUACUUUAACCGUUACCUAGUCCCUAGUCCUACCUCUAAAGAAAACCCAAAACCUAACCAUGACCUCUAAUCUGGUUCGCAACUUGACUUGUAACUCUUAGUGAGUCAUAAUUUUGAGAAAACAAGAUUUCUCCUUCGUUUGAACUGUAGCGACUGUUCGAGCGUCCAAGAUUUAAGCUUCUUACAUUGGUUUGCAGGUGACUCAUCUUGUAACAGAGGCGUCAACAGUGCAUGCGAUAUCUAAACAUCCAACGGUCGACAAUCACGACUUGACCUCACUAACCCAGAUAAUAUCAAGUUCUUCUUCGUUAAGCAAGGAGACGUCAAGAAAUGUGAUCAAACGUAUACCUCGAUUGAAAAGAAUCAGUCAAUGUGAGUGAACCCUGUAUACACUGGCAGAUACAGGGGAGGGGCCCGGGAGGCCCGCCCCCCCUUGUGUUUAGACCAAACUGAGGCCCGAGGGGCCGAAAAAGUUUUUUUUGUGACCGCCCCCCUCCUCCUCCUUAUCUGGAGGUCUGGAUGCGCCACUGGUAUGAACACAUGACAUUAUCACUAUCCCUGUCGUCCCUUUAUUGUCCUUACUUCUUGUUGCUAUUUCCUUCGCCUUCCUUCGCUUCGCUUCCUCUCCUUUUCCAGUGACAGUCUUUCCAUCGUGUCUUUUUUUUGUUCAUUUUACUCUCAAUAUAAUUCAAUAUAAUUUAAGAACAGUGGAGGCGUGUGUGGCCGAGCAGUCAACACCUCGAACUCUGGUCGGGGGUUCAAGCCUCGCCCAUCGCGUUGUUUCCUUAGACAAGGAAGUUUACUCCACUUUGUCUCUCUUCACCCAGGUGUAUAAAUGGAUGUCGGCGACAUACGGCUUGGGGGUAACCCUGCGAUGGGCUAGCAUGCCGUCCAGGGGGGAGUAGCAAUACUCCUAGGCUUGCUUUCUGCUACGGAAACCGGAAAAAGGCUCCGGCCGUGUAGGCCUUUGGCUCGAGUGAGCCUUUACCUUUUUUUCAUAAUUUAAGAACACACUGGGCAAAGGUCGUCCGGUUUGCCAACAGAUUUGUUCCUGAAAAUCUGUUUGAUGAUUAUACGUUUUGCUUUGUUGAGCAUCUGAAUUGGAUACGUUCUCGAAAUUAGUUUAAUUACAACCUCUAAAAAUAACUUUAGUGAAAUUCAGAUAUCCCGGCCAACGCAAACGCCCGAAGAAUCCCUCUCUGUCGCAUUAUUCUCUGUUAAUCCGACUUAGAUAAAUAAACUCAAAACAAGGCUCAUCUCCGUAAACUAUAUACUACUCAUGCACAUGUGCAAGCGACGAAGUGAAGAGGAAUGUAGCGCUGAAACUGAUCGUUAUGUUCAGCAGGCUACAGCAUGACAGAAUGCACUUCUAUUAGUCACAUGACCUCGCCAAUGGAUGCAAAAGACGGAUCAGUAGGGGUUCUUCUUCCAAACCUUGAGUGUAAGGUAAAGAAAUGAUAUGCUUAUAAAGUAACAUGACAGAAAUAGAUGGGAGAUGAAGGUGGCGGCUAUUUGGAAUUGUGAAGACUUUAUUACCGUGUUUUAAAUUCGCCAUUAAUAGCGCUGUGCACAGAUUCUAAAAAUAGUCUACGUCUGAUAAGACCCCCAGCAAGACUCAGACAAACUUUGCUUCUCACUCAAAGGCUUUGUAUGCGCGUUUACUGAGUGUUGAGGCAAAAUAAGGUAAACAACAAGUGUUACAGCUGGGAAGAAUGUGAGAGGGACCCAAGGAUCCCUGAAGAAGUGGUCUGAGUCACUAAAUAAAUGCGAGAAAUCCGGAAGGGAAGCGACGUACACUGUGUUUUGUGGCAGUGACCAGGCAGCCGGGAAAUGUUUUAAAAGUGUUAGAUACGUGAUAGUCUUAAAUUUAUUCCAUUUUCACGAAUUCUCCGAUUGAAUUCUUCUAAAAACAUAAAAUGCUUCUGUAGAAAUCUCAAGCGAUUUCAAGUAUUGCACUUGGUUUCACGUUUUUGUGACGUCAUCUGUACGCAGCGCUAUUCGCAAUUAAUUUGUCAUGCAAUAAAACCACUUAGUCUCAGACUCGCCGCUAAAAAGAAUUCAGUUUUCUUUACCCUUGGCUUCAUUCUCAUUGAAUUUUACUACCUCUUUGGAACCUUGAAUAAAUAGAAAAAAAAAUAGAAAACUGAUCGGGUCUGAAUCGGGUCAAAUUGUCAUAAAGGGAACGCAGAUGUUUGUGAUAUCUUUCUUCCGGAUAAUUUUCUAUUUAAGGUGUGUGAUGUAACUACAGGUCAAACACUGGAUCGCGGACAAUGCGGUGAAAUUUGUGUCAGAGGGCCGACGGUAAUGAAAGGUGAGUUCUAUUGUACUGUCCUACAGGCACUAACGCAAUAACUCUCUUAAAACACGCCAGCAAAGUUCAGGUCCCGGUUGUUUAUAAGCGGAUAGCAUUAUUCACCGAAUAAAUAACUAUCCAGACUAUUAAAGAAACCAAUGACGCUUUCCACUGGAUAGAUAUUUUCUCAGUGAAUAGCGUUAUCCACCUUUGGAACAAAUCGACUCACUUGCUGUGGGCUAACCUUCUUAAAAAGACCGAGGAGUUGACCUCCAUCUAGCGCCCAGGCGAGGUUUCAAUUUUAGCCCCUCCUUUUUGGCCGUUUUGAAGGUCAAGCGUGAGACUGAGUCGGUGUUGUGUCGAAUUACACUAUGGGACCGUUUUAGAGACGUCAUCUCCUCUUUUAUUGGCUGUUACGAGGUUGCGCAGGAAACUGGGUCGAAAUUCCUUCCCCCAAACAGUCCCAUAGUGCAAUUCGAUACGACACGGACCCAGUCGCCAGCUCAUCUUCCAAAAUAUAGCCAAUAGCAAUUUUGCCUCCUUUCCCAUGCAAGGCGACUGGACAGUUCUUACGACAACAACCGGAUGGUUCAGGGAAUAAAUAAAACACGGCUGUGCAUAUAACUGGAUCUUCUAGCAAUCAUUUGAACCAAUUAAUCAUUUCUUUUAGAUAAUCUAAUACAGAAUAGCGGAUUUAAGACUGAAGGUUUCAAUUUAUUUGGAACCUAGUUUUUUUGAUGUUUUAAGAUUUACUGGCGCAUGUGUUCUGCGGACUUGUAAAAUAAUUAAGAUAUUAUCAAUAUAGAAUUCAUUCUGUACCUCUCACGCGCCCGGGUUUUCUUAUUUUCUUCAUUUUUCUUUAUCUCUUGGUUGCCUUCAGGUUAUUUGAAAAGCAAAGAGGCUACUGAUCUUAUGAUCGAUACAGAAGGCUGGCUUCACACGGGUGAUUUGGGAUACUACGACCGAGACGAACAUUUUUUCAUCGUCGACAAAAUAAAAGAUCUUAUCAAAGUCAGAGGGCACCAGGUGGGUCUUAACUUUCUUACACAGACCCUCGACAAGAAAAUAGAACGCGCAAGCUUUCACUAGUUUACAGCGGUAGAAAUCUAAAAACUUGCACUCUGCGGGUCGUAGAAUAAAUUUUAAGUAGUAUAUGUAUACUAAUGAAAAAUAGUAUAAAAAACGUCACAAUUCCCCACUCCGGAAACCAUAAGGGAAAUGGCUACAAGCUUUCGGCGCAACGAUUUCUGGAAUCAUUUGGCUGGACAAGCAGUCCUUGUGAUUGGUUAAUGGUUGCCUUGAGUACCAUCAACCAAUCUUAACUAUUGCUUGUCCACCCAAACAAUCCCAGAAAUGGUUGCGCCGAAAGCUUGUACUCAUUUUCCUUAUAGUUUCUGAAGAGGGGAAUUGGACAGAAUGUGCUGCUUUCCGAAGGGUCAUCUUGCGACGAGUUUGAGAGCAACUGUGCAUUGCCCAGUGGUGAGAAAGCUCGCGCGGCCUGCCGAUGUGACGAAGGUUCAAAUACCGAAGGCGUGGUCAUAUGUGGGUUGAGUUCGUUAGUGGUUCUCGUCUUUGCUCUAAAAGGUUUUUCUAUAGGUGCGCUAGUUUCCCUUCUCUUUCAAAAUCAGCAACUCCACAUUCCAACUCGAUUAAGAAUGUGGUAAAAGAAGAACCAGUCCAUAUUCCGGCUCCAUCAGAGAGAUAUGGUGUACGAAGAACUAGUAAGUAGGGUUGCUACUUCUGAAUUAUCAUUACGGUAUAACAUUAUUUAUUUAUUAAUAUUAUAUUUAUUAUAUUUUUUCCCUGUAUUUCACCCAGGUUUCCCCAUCAGAACUCGAGGUUCUCCUCAGGGCCCACCCGGCCAUUGAAGAUGCAGCGGUUGUUGGAGUCUCAGACCCCCAGAUUGGAGAACUACCAAUGGCAUAUGUUGUAAGCAAAAAUGAGGACGAACUUACUGAAAUGGAAAUAAUGCAAUAUGUGGACGAAAACGUUGCACCUCACAAGAGGCUGCAAGGUGGAGUGGAUUUUAUCUCUACCAUUCCAAAAGCUGUGAAUGGUGAAAUACUUCGAGCUGAAUUGAGAGAGCUGUACAAAAGCAACAAGUCGAAAAUGCAGGCACGAAGAGGAUCGUUGCCUUGGAAUGAGGAAAAACGUUGGUCUUCAAAGAGACACUCUAUAAUGGGUCCUAGCUCAAGAGCACAGCAUCGUGGUACAGUUUCAGAAGAAAUACCCAGAAAUGUGGCCCGAUCACAAAGUUGUGCACUUCUGUAAAUAAAAUGUUUUGUCUUCGUAAUCUAUGAGCGACACAUUAAAAACAGACUUUAUAAAUAGUUCUUGAUGAAGACCUGAGCUAGAGGGAGAGAUUUUAACGUCUUCAUAUCACAAUUUCCGGGUCUUGGCUCAAUUGAUCGGUUAGGAAUAAAAACGUAGCAGUUGAUUCAAUAAGGCAAUCCGCAAACUCAGGUGGUAGUGGGAUAUGUGUGUAUGAACCUUACACUGUUUCCACCUCGAAAUUCAGGGCGGCCGCCAUCAUAAUUGCCAUAUUAUUAUCUAACAAAUCACCUGGCUUUGAUAAAGACAAUAUUAAAAACUUCCCGCAAAAAAGUACUGACCUUAUAAACACCUAGUUCACAGAAGGCUGCAUCCCUAUAACUUGGAAGUUGGCUGAAGUCGUUCCUCAUCUAAAGAGAGGGGAACGUGAGAUGGCAACCAAUAAUCGACCUUUCUAUCACUACUACCAACCUUGUCCAAAGUUAUUGAACUGAUAGCGCAUUAGCAGUGUGUAAUUACUUUAUCUUUAAGGGCAAAUUGUCCAUCAAAAACCACUCAAUA
Molecule: messenger RNA, 11061 nt
Organism: Porites lobata
Lineage: Eukaryota; Metazoa; Cnidaria; Anthozoa; Scleractinia; Poritidae
Source: the annotation of a GenBank genome assembly